CUCGGCCCCCUGCCCCAGAGGAAGCUGGUUUACAUAGGAGUCAUACCAAGCAUAGCCAGCAUGUCAGCCCAGUCAACUCGCAGCGGGCUGUGAGGGAGCCAGUGUGCCUUUGUCCUCGGAAGCGUGCGUCGUGUUUUCCUUCAUUUCUUUUCUUUUCUUUUUUUUUUAAACUCCCUUUUUAUCCCCAAGACAGACUUCUGAUAGGAUCUUUUAAAGCUCGGUUGAGGAUACAAUACUUGUGUGCCAGUGAGCCCUUAGAGGGUUUUGUGUGGGUCUCUUGUGUGUGUGUGUGUAUGUGUGCAUUUUUUUUUUGUUUGUUUUGUUUUGUUUUUAAACUUUCACAUAGUUGGUUUUGAUCAUCUGGGGCCCGGCCUCCAUCUCUGAAGUUUUAGGAGGAGAGCCUGGGAAACUACUCGGCACUGACUGGAUUUGAAACUCUCUUUUGGGGGUGAAGGCAGAGCGCUGUUUUUUGUUUUUUUGUUUUUUAUUUUUUGCUAACUCAAUAAAUGCUGUUUAUGAAGAUGGACCUGUUGAACUACCAGUACUUGGACAAGAUGAACAACAGUAUCGGCGUGCUGUGCUACGAAGGUGAAGCUGCUCUCAGGGGAGAACCCAGAAUGCAGACCCUCCCGGUGGCCUCUGCCCUUAGCAGCCACCGCACAGGCCCGCCCCCCAUCAGUCCCAGCAAGAGGAAGUUCGGCAUGGAGCCGGGGGACGAGGACCUCGACUGUGAAAACGACCACGUCUCCAAGAUGAGCCGCAUCUUCAACCCCCACCUGAACAAGACAGCCAAUGGAGACUGCCGCCGAGAUCCCCGGGAGCGCAGCCGUAGCCCCGUGGAGCGGGCCGUGGCCCCUGCCGUGAGCUUGCAUGGCGGCCACCUGUAUGCUUCCCUCCCAGGCCUCAUGGAGCAGCCCCUUGCACUGACCAAGAAUAGCAGUGACACCGGCAGGCAGGCCGGCCUCUCACCCACCCUCACCCCCGUCGAGCGGCAGCAGAACCGGCCCUCGGUGAUCACUUGCGCGUCUGCCGGUGCCCGCAACUGCAACCUCUCGCACUGCCCCGUUGCACACAGUGGCUGUGCUGCGCCUGGGCCUACCAGCUACCGGAGGCCGCUCAGUGCAACUGCCACCUGUGACCCUGUGGUAGAGGAGCACUUCCGCCGGAGCCUGGGCAAGAACUACAAGGAGCCUGAGCCUGCACCCAACUCUGUCUCCAUCACUGGCUCUGUGGACGACCACUUUGCCAAAGCUCUAGGUGACACAUGGCUCCAGAUCAAAGCAGCCAAGGACGGCACAUCCAACAGUCCGGAGUCAGCCUCGCGCAGGGGCCAGCCAGCCAGCCCCUCUGCUCACAUGGUCAGCCAUAGUCAUUCCCCUUCUGUGGUUUCCUGAAGGGGACACCACCAUCUGACCACACCUGGAUCUGCAUGGUUUGCCUGAGCUUUGAACAGUCAGUGCUUAAAAAACAAAGAAAAAAAAAUCAUGGGGUGGGGGGAGGAGGGAGGGAAAGGGUGGUUUAUUCGCAAAACCAUGUUGUUGGGAUUUUUGUUCUGCUCUGUUUUUGUACUUGCUUGGUGUUCGUACAAGGGGCCUCAACGUGGCAGCAGGCACAUCCUGGAACACCGGCCCAAUGUGGCAUCCUUGCUUCCUGCCUCAGUUACCAAAGAAACCUCUGCAGGUUUGCCUCCUGGCAGCCGGGACCCUGCGGCGCUUUCUCAGUCACAAGCCAUGACGAAAUGGGGGUCCAGAUGCUCUGAGCUCUCUCCUUUGUUUGAGACUGCGUCCCGUUCAGUCUGCGUGUGUCUACUAGAGAACUGUCAUGUGUGAUUUGCACUAAUGGAGAAGGAUGGAGCUACCGUGCACCCCCCCCCCCGCCCCCGGCAGCUGUCCAUCAGAUGCCAGGACACCUGAGACCAUGUGUGCUUGAGUUGUUGCUGGACUCCAACAAAACGGCCUUGGAAAGGGUAGGUUGUUGGUCUCUCUCUCUAGACUCGAGGUGCUUGCAAUGGACUGCAGACUCCGCAGACCACGGGCAUUUACUUACUUCUCUGAACACUGCAGUCUGUGAGGCUAGAACUGAGGCCGGAGGACUGACUCCUUAGUGCUUCCCAUGUAGUGUGCGUCUUAAUGGAGAAGAAAAAUAGCUGGUUUCUAUUAACUGUAAACAGAGACUAUAGUACUGACUUGCUUCCUGUCAGAAUAUGUUUUGUCAGUCACAGUGCUAGAUACACUCACUGCUGGUACAGUUGUGCUCUAAGAUGUGUAUUCGAAGUUGCGUUCUACUCACAAGGAGUGCCGCGAGACGAGUCGCGGCAGCAGCGGUGGGUGGCUGCGGCGGGCUGGGGCUGCCGCUGCUGAUUUUCUGCAUUCCCACUCCCUCGAUGCAGACUGCUCACUUCCCGCUUGUGGCCAAGUACCAGAUUGCUGAUAGUCUGCGACAUGGUGUUUUUGUACACUUCCACAUAUGCUGGGGCCAAGGCAGUAUGCAUUCAUUCCUCUGACUUUAUACAGUUAAUACUGCGUCAUUAGUGCCCGCUCAAUUAAUAGCUAAUUAGAAAUUAGAAGCUAGCAGGACAGACACCGUGGGGGGAUGCCCCACAGCUGCUCCUGGCCGUGAGUGUUCAUCCCCUGCGCUGGCUCACUAGAGAGCUAGGACAUCAGCUGGCCAGGUGAUAGAGGCAGGGCCACCUCCCCCACAAGGCAUUACAGACAAGGCAUCCUGCACAACGGGAGACCUUGGGGCUGGCUAACUUGUAGUUGGAGGAAGAGGUUAGCUGUUAACUUCAGAAAUUGGCGCCAGGUGCGAAGGCAGGGGCUGGUUCUCGUGGUCACAGAGUGGCUACAGGCCUUUACAGAAAAUGGAAGCCCUCUUCCUGCCCCACACUCCCACUUCACUCCCCCUCUACUGGGCUUCCAAGCUCUGGCAUUCAGGCCCCUAUAUUUUCUGUAGGAAAAAAAAUUGAGAACACUUUUUUUAUAUAGGUAACUUGAAAGACCAUCAUUACGCUGUGCGUAAGGAAUGUACAGAGAAAUUUGUAGGUAUUUUUUUGAAGAACAAUUAAUUUGUUAAUGAUAUGUAGCUAUUUAAUUUUUCCCUUUCCUAUCAUAAUCAUUUUUGUUUGGAAAAAAAAAAGUUGAUCUUUUUUUUUGUUGUUGUAGAUUUGUCUGUAAACGUGCAGGAACACAGUUAUUCUAUGAGAACACUGCAUCUGCAUUAAUAGCCACUAGUUUGUUACUUGCUACAGGCUACUGAGCAUUGUCACAGGAAAACAACCGCACUGGGGCUGGCUGGGUCCCUGGUGCGCUGACCUAUCUGGGAUAGGCCAUGCCCUGGAGGGGCCAGUGAACCUUCACACAUGCCACCGAGGAGAGCGCCACCUUGCUUGAGCAGGGGCUCGUGCCCUCUCCAGAGCCAAGCCAUCCGUGUGCGUGCUGACCCCUCUCCGUGUUUGUAAAUCUGUAAUAUACCAUUCUCUGUGGCCUGUUUUUCCUGGAAGAAGAAGAAAAAAAGUUUGGCAGGCCAUCUUUUUUUUUUUUUUUUUGUACUUAAAAGUAGCCUUAAGAACAAUAAUAAAGUGCUCUUAAACCAAA
Molecule: messenger RNA, 3593 nt
Organism: Jaculus jaculus (lesser Egyptian jerboa)
Lineage: Eukaryota; Metazoa; Chordata; Mammalia; Rodentia; Dipodidae
Gene: Vgll4
Product: vestigial like family member 4
Exons: 5
Coding region: 507-1394 (295 amino acids)
Biological process (GO): negative regulation of DNA-templated transcription
Molecular function (GO): transcription coactivator binding
Source: RefSeq, a predicted model, not a curated record